GUUUAUAUGAACACUGGUUGAGUCCAAGUGUGUUUUAAUUUUGCUUGCGUGUUGUUUCAUACGUUUUCAAUUUUUCUAACAUUAAAAGGAUUACAGUUGAAUUUAAUGAUAGUAAAAUUCCUGUAAAAUGGUUGUAAAAUUGCUAAUAAGCUGUUUAUCCGAAACUAAUCAAAAACUGACAAGUUGCAUUACUUCUUUUUAAAAAUUCUUAAACCUGGAAAUAUAAUCUCUCAUACUUUAAUAUUCGUUGAGAAGUGGAAAGGAAGAAAAAUCAUGGAAAAAGAAUCUUCGGGAUUUUCUCUGUCUGAAAAUAAUCAGGUAACAGAAGAAAAAACAUUUGCAGAGUCUCUGUUAUAUGGCACUGAUUCAUAUGAAAAUGACGAAACUAGUUUUGAAGAGGUGGAUGUUCAUAUACAAGAAAAUUUAGAAGAUGACUUUAUAAAAGAAGCUCUCAAAUCUGGAAUGGAUUUACGGCAGUAUUCAAGACAAAUAGAAAAAGAAUUAAAAGAAGUAGAAAAUGCAUCAAUUCAGGAUUAUAUACAAGAAAGCCAGAAUAUUGCUAGUUUACAUAAUCAGAUAACAGCAUGUGAUGAGAUACUAGAGAGAAUGGAACAAAUGUUGAGGCUUUUUCAGUCAGAUCUUGGAAGUAUUAGUAAGGAAAUAUUGACUUUACAACAACAAUCAGUAUCGAUGAAUGUGAGACUAAAAAAUCGACAAGCUAUUCGGGGUGAAUUGAGUCAAUUUGUGGAUGAUAUGAUAGUACAAGAAAGUCUAAUUCAACAUAUAUUAGAAACUCCAGUAACAGAAAAAGAAUUCCUUGAAGAUCUUCAAAUUCUAGAUCACAAAAUUGCUUUCGUGAAAGAGCAGUCAUUCAAAGAUGCAAGAUGUUGCCAGGAUGUAAAAGAUGUCUUAGAAAAAUUAAAAAUAAAGGCAAUUUCAAAAAUUCGAGAGUACUUACUUCAAAAAAUUUAUUCUUUUCGUAAACCGAUGACAAAUUAUCAAGUUCCCCAAAACGCUCUGCUAAAGUACAAAUUUUAUUAUCAGUUUUUGAUGACUCAUGAAAGAGAUAUAGCCCGUGAAGUUCGUGAGGAAUACCUAGAUACAAUGAGCAAAAUUUUGUUUUCAUACUUUAAAAUGUAUACUAGUCGAUUAAUGAAACUUCAAUUUGAAGAAGUAGCUGACAGAGAUGAUUUAAUGGGAGUUGAAGAUACUGCUAAAAGAAGUAUUUUUUCUGGAAAACCGUCCUUAAAAAACCGUUCUACUGUCUUUACGCUUGGAAAUAGAGGCAAUAUUUUAACUACAGAGUUAGAAAGUCAGAUUAUUGUUCCACAUUCUGCCCAAAAGAAUGAAAUAAAAUAUACGUUUGAAAGCUUAUUCAGAAGUCAGCAAUAUGCAUUGGUGGAUAAUGCAUGUCGAGAGUAUUUGUUCAUUGUUGAAUUUUUUAUGGUGUCUGGUAGCAGUGCUUUGGAUCUCUUCAAUGCUGUUCUAGGGAAAACUCUUUCCAUGUUUCUGAAAAACAUGGAACAAUAUGUACAGGAUUGCUAUGAUUCUAUAGCUCUGUUCCUUUCUAUUCACAUAAUUCAUCGUUAUCAAGUACUAAUGCACAAAAGAGAUGUGCCAGCUUUAGAUAAGUACUGGGAGUCACUUUUGCACAUAUUUUGGCCAAGAUUUGAAUAUAUUUUACGACUAAAUAUUGAAAGCAUCCGUGAUUGUGACCCUCAGAAAUUCACUAACAUUGACAAGCGUCCUCAUUAUAUAACAAGAAGAUAUGCUGAAUUCUCAGCUGCCAUUGUUGGCAUUAAUGAAAAUUUUCCUAGUGAGCGAGUUGCAAGGUUGCUGGCAGCAUUGCAAGUUGAAGUAGAAAAUUUCAUUCUACGAAUGGCUGCAGAGUUUCCAGAUCAUAAGGAUCAAUUAAUAUUUCAAAUUAACAACUAUGACAUGAUGUUAAAUGUUAUGCUUGAAAGAACAAAAGAAGAUUCUAGAGAGUCUGAAAGCUUUAAAGAUCUUUUGAAUGCCAGAAUUUUGGAGUACGUAGAAGAAGUGCUUUCUCCAUAUUUUGGUGGAAUGAUGACUUUUGUUAAGGACUGUGAAAAAUAUUUGGAACGCGGGCAGAUAGAUAAUCUGAAAAAUGAAGCAGCAAAAGUGACACCCUUGGUCAAAUCAUUCAACAGUGGUUGGAAAAAAGCCAUGGAUGAAAUCAAUGCUGAUAUCAUGACUACAUUUACCAACUUUCGGAAUGGAACAAAUAUAUUGCAGGCUGCACUUACUCAACUAAUCCAGUAUUAUCAUAGGUUUCACAAAAUUCUCUCUCAACAUCCAUUUAAAAAUCUACCUGUGCGAAGUGAACUUCUCAAUAUUCAUCAUCUCAUGGUUGAAGCUAAAAAGUUCAAGACCAAUUUUUGAAUGUUUAAUUAAGAAUAUGCAUAUAUGUAAAAUUUUGUAUUUGUAUGUAAUAAAGGUUUUAUGGUAAUUUAAA
Messenger RNA from Stegodyphus dumicola, 2476 nucleotides. It is a transcript of the gene Vps52, whose product is annotated as vacuolar protein sorting 52. NCBI's taxonomy places the organism in Eukaryota, Metazoa, Arthropoda, Arachnida, Araneae, Eresidae. The record is from RefSeq and is a predicted model, not a curated record. Gene Ontology annotation, biological process: Golgi to vacuole transport; endocytic recycling; lysosomal transport. Gene Ontology annotation, molecular function: syntaxin binding. Gene Ontology annotation, cellular component: GARP complex.